CGACAUUUCAUUUCUUUGAUGCAGUUGGCAAGAUGGCGGAAUUGUCACUUUCAUAAUUUUUUGUAUGGAUUUUACACUCGUUUGAACUCAUUAAGGACUGAGAGAUGUCUACUUCAGAGAAACUCAAAGCUCUGUUUGAAGAUCUUGGCAAGCCCACCCUCCGUGGUGUGAGGAAAUGCCCCAAGUGUGGCACCUAUAAUGGCACGAGAGGCAUCAGCUGCAAGAACAAGAACUGUGACGUGGUCUUCAAGGAGCGUGAACGAAAGCGCGGUCACAGUGCGGACGCUGUGAAAAUAAUCACCGGCUCCACCGUGCAGGUGUUUUCUGUCCGACUGCGCGACCGUGGGCCGGACUACCGGGGCUUCGUCCAGUUGCCUCUUGUUCAGGACAUGGAUGGAAAUCCGGCCACGGUGGUGGAUCCAUCGGUGUUGGCGCAGGCGGCACGAUGCUAUGUGGACACUUGCAGUCGUCACACCAAUCAGCUGGGAUUCACGGAAACGCCGUGUGCCCACAUAAAAUCGGCAAUAGACUGCAACGCCGAGGCUCAGCCUCUGACGCUGAAGAAUUCAGUUUUGAACUCGCUGCAAGUUUCCAAUGAAACAAAGCAGGCAAUAUGGUUGUUGGCCACAGAAACGACAGGACCUCUGGUGCAGAGGGUGACGAAAAACAUUAUGGUUGUUAAGUGCAAGCCGUAUCAAAAGCAGCCACUGGGCUUUCUCCAUUUUUCCUUUUUUGAGUCGACUAGAAACAAGUCUAAUCCAGAUUAUAGAUUCCAGUGUAGCUGUAAGGCUUUUAAGCACUCUAAACAAGGUGUGCUUAAAGAAGACACAUUAAAAAGAUGUGUUCAUUUCUAUGCAUGUGUGUGCGCAUUCGCCAGUGAUGAAAAACUUGCCGAGGAAUUCAUGUACUACAUUAAUUUGGACAGUGCUGUUAUUAUCCCACCACACACAAGUAUUGAUUCUGCAGUUGAGCGACAGGUGGUGACAAUCUACCAGACAGCUGAUGGAGAGGUCACCACAGAUAAUAACACACUCGAGGUCAUAGUCACAGAGGACGAGCUUCUUGGGGAAAUAUCGCCCAAGAAACGGAAGAAAGACGAUGCUUUGAUUGCUCAAGCAAGCAGUGCUCUGUUAACCUUGCAAGAGGGACCACCUGCACAAAAGAAAUCUAGUCCGGGCAAGCAAACAGGUGUUAAUACUCCCAAAAAACCAGCCAGCAUACCCAAACUUCCCUUUGUUCACCUUGCAUUGGACGAAGGAGCAACUGGCAUCACAUUUCACGAAUGGCUGGCGAGUGUUACAGAGAGAAUUAACCAGACUAUGCACUAUCAGUUUGAUGGCAACCCCGAUCCCCUGGUGUUCCAUGCCCCGCAAGUAUUUUUUGAUUGUUUACAACAACGAAUCUCAUCUGGGAGCCGAAAGAAACGUCUGCCUAACUACACGACAGGCUUUGUUCGCAAGGAUGCCCUCCCUCUAGGAACCUUCACAAAAUACACGUGGCACAUGACCAACAUACUGCAUGUCAAGCAGAUAUUCGACACUGUUGAGAUGCCAUUGGAAAUUACACGUAAUUUUGUGGAAAAUCAUGAUGGAACUUACGACUUGUACGAAGUGCCAAAAGUAGAAGUGGAAAACGUAGAUGAUUCCUUCAAGGGAAAGAACCCAACACCAAUUCGUCCUUUUGAAUUAAAAACAUUCCUUAAAGUUGGUCCUGUGUCGUCUGAACAAAAAGAGCCACACCCAUUCAUCAUCGAGUGGAUACCUGACAUUUUACCCAAAUCUCGUAUAGGAGAAUUGAGAAUUAAAUUUGAAUAUGGCCAUCAGCGGAAUGGCCAAGUCGAACAUCGAAUAUCAUCUCCGUCACCUGAAAUAUCUGCAGUGCAAACAAUUCAAUUGCAAGAGAUGUGCCAAACGUGAAAGUGCUGUUAACGUAGUGUCUAGUCAAUGCUGUGAAUGUCUGUGCAUAUUUAUUAAACCAAAAACUGUGUGCAAUUGGAAACGAGGUUUCUAAAAGUGGAUGUUUUUGACUGCUUGAGAUUUCUUCUUGUUUUUUUUUUAAUUCUACAAACGUGGUACUUGUACUGAUGUAGUAUUAAGAAUGAUGAUAGGUGUUUGGUGCCAAAUGUAUCCACACUUAUUAAAUACCUAAGCUUUGAAAAGGUUCAACAAACCAGCAACAUUUCCGGGAUAUAGUAUUAGUAUAAGACAUAAUAUGCAAUUCCACAUAAUAUAAGACACAUAUUUCCUUCUAUUUUUUUGCAAAGUAAUAAAUUGAUUACCUAGAUGUUAAGGUAUCUUAAUUUUGUCUUCUUUAUAUUUGGUACCAAAUUCCUGUGACAGAAAAAAAGUAUUAUCUACUAUUGGCUGGCCUCUGUUUACCACGUUUAGACUUCUAAUAUUAAAAAAUGUUUACUAACACAGCUUAUGUUUUCUCAGUAUAUUGUUAAUUACAUUUUUUGGCUUGCAUCAACCCAAUGAUAGGUUUGACCAUCAUGAAUUACUCGCUUGAAAUUCAAAAGUCUGAGCUUGCCAAAGCUUCUAUCUCAAUUAUAUUUUUAUUGUUUAAUGUCACGGACUCUAGUUUGCAAGGUAAGAACCUUUGUUUUGCAUAAAAUGCAUUUGGAGCUACUACAAACAGGACAACCAUUCACCAAUGUUAAAGAUCCCGUGCUACAAAUAGAUUAUAGAAAAAUGUAGUGAGUUUCCUUUCUUAGACUAUAUGUCAAACUUAACAAAUGUUUGACAUCCAAUAGCCGAUGAUUAAAAAAUCAGUGUGCUCUAGUGGUGUCGUUAAACAAAACAGAAACAUUCACCAGAAAUAUACUGAACAAUAAAAGAAACACAAAUAUUAAUUCAGUUUUUUAAAAAUUAUUUCCAGUUUAGUUUAAAUUCCAUUAGCUUUGGUGUCUAUUAAAAUCAUCAAUGUCUUGAGAAUAGUUUCGACCCAUUUUGAGUUUAUUUACCGAGUUAAUUUUACAAAAAUAGAAGAAGAUAUAUUUAAAUAUUUACAUUUCUUUUGAUCCCUGGUAUAUAUUGGUUUGCCAAAAUUGUUAAUUUAAGCAAGAACUUGCAAGAAAUGUGUCAUUUGACAAUAUCUUUUUUUUGUGUAAAAGCCAAAAAUAUUUUACCAUGCAUACAUUGUAACAGGGUAACUGCCUCUAAUUUGUGUUUUGAAAUAUACAGAAAAUACUAGUAUAAAAAAGCUCAAACUUUGUUUUAUUUCAUAAUAUAUAAUAAUAAUAAUAAUAAUAAAUUAGUUAUUAUAUUGUUGGCAUCAGGAACGUUUGAAAGUAGGUUUUUUGGGUGUGUUUUUUUGUACAAAAAUUAUCAGGAAGUGAAAUACCAAUUUGGGUUGCUACAUACAUGAGAAUGAUCCCAAAAAAAAGCUCAUUAUGCAGACACUGGUAUUCUAAACAAGAAAUUGUAUUGAAUUAUUAUCUAAUUUUAAAAAGGGCUUUGUUCAUCGGAAACAUCUUACAAUAGUCGGGGAAAACGUCCAGAACAUUCUACAAAAUACAGGUCACAGUUUGUGCAAUAUUACAAUUCAGAUCUGCAUUCUUCAUUUCAAAUGUUGAAAUGCAUAUAUUCAAUCCUGCACUGGAUUGCUUGUGUGUAUGUGUGCACACGUGUGUGUGAUUUUGGUUUUUAGUUUAUAUCUUCUUUACAUAUUUUGUUUCAAACAUCCAAGUCUUUUUUUUUUUUUUAUAUCUUUUUUUUACAUUAACCUUUGGCUGGUUUUUCAGAUGAAGUUACAAAUGUCCCAAUGUUUAAUGGUUGUAACGAUUGAAAUUUUAUUUAAAUGAUAUAUAAACAGUAGAAAAUCGUAUAUGGAUUUUCAGUGUUUUAAAAAGGUCAGUGUUUCAUAUGAAAAUUAACAGGUUUCAUAUCUGUCAUGGAAUUUUCAAAUUUUAUUUUCCAGGCUUAGAAUGUUAUGGACUUUUGAGGUGUUAAUAAAAAGAUGUGUGAACCUUGUUAAAAAUA
This is a messenger RNA of Gigantopelta aegis, 3980 nucleotides long. RefSeq lists its product as uncharacterized. The coding region runs from base 105 to 1916 and encodes 603 amino acids. The record is from RefSeq and is a predicted model, not a curated record. Gene Ontology annotation, molecular function: zinc ion binding. Gene Ontology annotation, cellular component: nucleus. The transcript is spliced from 9 exons. Lineage: Eukaryota; Metazoa; Mollusca; Gastropoda; Neomphalida; Peltospiridae.